Molecule: messenger RNA, 705 nt
Organism: Aspergillus melleus
Lineage: Eukaryota; Fungi; Ascomycota; Eurotiomycetes; Eurotiales; Aspergillaceae
Product: serine hydrolase domain-containing protein
Exons: 3
Coding region: 1-705 (234 amino acids)
Source: RefSeq, a predicted model, not a curated record
AUGGUCCUCCGACCUGUCGCCUGCCCGUUCACCCCGGAAUUCGAUACCCUGGUCCACGAACAACUCCAGAAAUGGAAAGUCCCCGGUCUCACGAUCGCCAUUGUCCAUGGCUCUAGCACUUAUUCCAAGGCCUACGGCAUUGCCUCCUUCCCGAACAAACCAAUGACGCCCGACGCGCUCUUCUCCACCUGCAGUACCACAAAAGCCUUCACAGCCGCCGCGGUAUCCCUAGCCAUCGAUGACAGUCAGAAAACCCCCUCGCCAGUAUCAUGGACCACGCCUCUUUCAUCCAUCAUCCGAGACGACUUCGUCCUGGCCGACGAGUCCGCCACUAACAACACGACCCUCGAAGACGCCCUCUCCCAUCGCACAGGUCUCCCAGGUCACGAACUCGCCAUGAUGAUUGCCUCUCCGAAGGAGAGUUUACAGCACGAAGUUCGAAAGCUGAGAUCCUUUCCCUUGUCCGAUGCACCGCGCACCGUCUUUCGGUAUUGCAAUCAUAUGUACAUGGCUGUUUCUUAUGCGAUUGAGAAAUUGACAGGGAAGAGGAAGAGUCCCGGGGCGAGUAGUCGGCUGGUCACGGGGUACACUUAUGUUCCAGAUAAAGACAGCUAUGUUGCCGAGCCGCAUCUGGGCUACGCGCCUACGACCGGCGCCGGGUCUAUGGUUAGCAAUGUCCUGGAUUAUGCGAAGUGGGUGCGUUAG